Molecule: messenger RNA, 1000 nt
Organism: Camelina sativa (false flax)
Lineage: Eukaryota; Viridiplantae; Streptophyta; Magnoliopsida; Brassicales; Brassicaceae
Source: RefSeq, a predicted model, not a curated record
AAAAAAUGUUUAUUAAAAUUUUGUAAGAAAGAAGAAGAAGAGAGACCAAGAAAUUGAAGUGCAUGUGAGGGGAAGGGAAGAGCAGGAAGACUCUAGUCUGGGAGAGUGACUUUUUUUCAGCAGCUAUUUCUUUGUCUUCUUCCUCUUUAAAGAACCCAACCCUUCACUGUCUCUCUCUCUCUCUCUCUGUUUCUCUAAAAUCCCCAAUUCAGUGAUAAAAUUAGGGUUUUUGAAGUUUUGAAGAAGGAGAAAGAAAGAGAAAAGAUGAGUGCUUCGAGGUUUAUCAAGUGUGUUACCGUCGGUGACGGCGCUGUUGGAAAGACUUGUCUUCUCAUCUCCUACACUAGCAACACUUUCCCCACGGAUUAUGUGCCAACUGUGUUCGAUAAUUUCAGUGCCAAUGUGAUUGUGGAUGGGAACACUAUCAACUUGGGAUUGUGGGAUACUGCAGGGCAAGAGGACUACAAUAGACUAAGACCUUUGAGCUACCGCGGUGCUGAUGUCUUCUUACUUGCUUUCUCACUUGUCAGCAAAGCUAGCUAUGAAAAUGUUUCUAAAAAGUGGGUUCCUGAACUGAGACAUUAUGCUCCUGGUGUUCCCAUCAUCCUCGUUGGAACAAAGCUUGAUCUUCGAGAUGAUAAGCAAUUCUUUGCCGAGCACCCUGGAGCUGUGCCUAUCUCUACUGCUCAGAAUGUAAAAGCGGUGUUUGAUGCGGCUAUCAAGGUCGUUCUCCAGCCACCAAAAAACAAGAAGAAGAAGAAGAGAAAAUCUCAGAAAGGUUGUUCAAUACUGUGAUUUCAACAAGAAGAAAGGAAUCAAGAGGAGAAAUAGAGCUACAAGUAUUUUGUUUUCUCCUUUUUUUCAUAACUUGUGUUUACCCAACGAAUCAGUAAUCUGUUGUUUGUAGUCUGAAAAUUUGACAAAGUUGAAGUACUAGUAACAAGUAUUUGUAUUCUUGUUUGCAUUUUGAUCUGUAAAUAUAGCACGAAUGCUUGAUUUA